This is a messenger RNA of Exophiala bonariae, 558 nucleotides long. RefSeq lists its product as uncharacterized. Bases 1 to 558 code for a protein of 185 amino acids. The record is from RefSeq and is a predicted model, not a curated record. NCBI's taxonomy places the organism in Eukaryota, Fungi, Ascomycota, Eurotiomycetes, Chaetothyriales, Herpotrichiellaceae. The transcript has a single exon.
AUGUCUUCCAUCAGCUCAUCAAACCGCUACUCGAUUGUCGAGCCACACCCAUCGGUGCCCGCCUCACACUACUUCACAACCGGUCGUGGCGGUGCCGGCAACCGAGUAAAGGCACCCAACACAGUAACCCGGGGCAGUGAUGCCUCUGGGCCAGCCGCACGCAUCAACCUCGCCGCCGCACACCACAACACCGCACAGCCCAAGACCUUUACCACCGGCCGAGGCGGCGCGGGCAACGUGCACCCGUCGUCGGAGCGCGCCAUCUUCUCCUUCGACGAGGAGCUUGAGCGCCAGCUCUCACAGGAUCGCCACGCCGCGCCGGUCUACCACGUCGGCCGCGGCGGUGCGGGAAACAUCUCGUCCUCCUCAUCAGCAGGCAGCUCAUCGUCGCAGAAGUACGCGACCGGCAGCGUCUCCAGCUGGACCAGCCAACGGCGGCGCAGCACCGAUCGUGCAUCUUUCGCUUCCUCAGCUUCCACCUCCAGUGAGUCUGGCGCCGACUACGUCAACCGGAACCUGAAGAAAGGUUUCAAGAAGAUGUUGGGCUCGGGCUAUUGA